This is a messenger RNA of Entrophospora candida, 492 nucleotides long. The record is from the annotation of a GenBank genome assembly. NCBI's taxonomy places the organism in Eukaryota, Fungi, Glomeromycota, Glomeromycetes, Entrophosporales, Entrophosporaceae.
AUGAAUCCUGAAAAACUUGCCAAGCUUCAAGCACAAGUUCGGAUUGGUGGUAAAGGAACACCAAGACGUAAGGUUAAAAAGGUAUAUAAAACUGUUAAUAAUGAUGAUAAAAAACUACAGUCUACACUUAAGAAACUUAACGUUCAAGCAAUUCCAACAAUCGAAGAAGUAAAUAUGUUUAAAGAAGAUGGAUCCGUUAUCCAUUUUACUAAUCCAAAAGUUCAAGCAUCAGUUCAUUCAAAUACAUUUGUAAUUAAUGGUCAUGGUGAAGAAAAGGAUCUUACAGAAUUGGUACCAGGAAUUUUGAAUCAACUAGGACCGGACUCCCUUGCAUCGCUUCGUAAAUUGGCAGAAUCUUAUCAUCUCAAUUUAUCAUCUCAAGGUGCACAAGGUGAUAUUGUCGGUGGCAGUGGUAGUGGUGGCGCUACUGGUUCAGCAGAUGAUGAUGACAUUCCAGAAUUAGGAAAAGAAUUAAGAGGUGAAAUAGGAUAA